AUGGCAUCCGACGAAAGUCCACCCUUCGAGUUCACCCAUCAGUUAACUUUGGAGCUGCACGGGCCGAGCCGACAUGUACCCGGACACCCCCACGUUCCAUUAUUUGACAGACGUAAGGUGUGGGAUCUGCUCGUCAACGAAUUCUGCUCGGAGUUAGACAGCAUUGCCAGUCAUCUCUGGUGGAUGUCGAAACAAGACAGCGGCAGUAUAUCUCCACUUCACCGGCAGCGGGUGAAACGUCGCACAAUUGUCGUGACGGAAGAUCCGAAGCUCCACUUGGUGUGGAUACACGACCGCAUCUUUAUCAAGCCACUCCCACGCUACAUAGGCUCCUAUACAUUCUGGAGGGAUUAUCUAUGCAUAGAAGCUGGCAGUGAAGGCCGUGGACCACCUACGCGUCGAGCCGCACUAGGAUUCUUGCGGACGUACUACCACCUGAUAAAGCACGAGUCCGACUUGAGAAUUGCACAGGAUCCUAGUCUUGGCCUAAUCCCGGCGGCUAUCACCUGGGAACAGUUCUGCAACUUCACCUCGAGCCUAGCUGGCAUCGCAGACGAGAAAGUUUCUCCGCGUUAUGCCUAUGGCGAGAUACGGCUGACCCGAUUGAACUUCUAUGCCCCAAUACUUCUGGGCAAGUCACACUUUCAAAAAGUCGAUUACCAGUAUGCGGAAUACUUCGCACGUCUCUAUGCGCCAUUCUUGUUUGUUCUAGCUGUUGUCUCGGUGAUUCUUAGUGGACUGCAGAUCGUCGCCUCGGUGGGAAAUGAUGCUGGAAGCAGUUGGACAAUGGGUAUGUCGCUUUGGAUUAGUGUCGCAUUUAUAGUGGCGUCAUGUGGUCUUCUCUUCACUUUCGGCUUUCUGGUGGUAUAUAAGGUGGCGAAGGAGUGGAAAUAUGCAAUUCGUGAUCACCUGCGAUUAUUAGAGGAGAAACGGGGGGUGUAA
Messenger RNA from Penicillium atrosanguineum, 942 nucleotides. RefSeq lists its product as uncharacterized. The record is from RefSeq and is a predicted model, not a curated record. The transcript has a single exon. Bases 1 to 942 code for a protein of 313 amino acids. NCBI's taxonomy places the organism in Eukaryota, Fungi, Ascomycota, Eurotiomycetes, Eurotiales, Aspergillaceae.